AGUCAGAUUCUAGUUUCAACAAGUUGCUUCAGCCGACUCCGGAGCCUUGCCCUUCGAAGCCAGGAUAGAAUCCAGAAUCAAUUGUCCUGCAUUUCCAGUAGCAGCCAGUUCUUACGAGUUACUCCACUGUUGUGUUACAUAUUUUCCCUAGGCCUGUCCAAUCUCCUCCUACAUGGGGUAAUGGAAACCGAUCUAUCUUGAACGGUGAUGGCCAGAAAAAUCCUGCGCCUUAUGCUGUCAAAUCUCUUGUUGCUACUCGUAAUUUUGGAGGCGGAGUGGCAGCCAAUUUUACUGGAUUACAAGACCAGAAAAGGACUAGGUCCACGGUGCCAGGACUUUUUCCAAACUUAUCAAAUCAUCAAAAAGUGUCCCCAGGUCAAGUCAAUGAACUAGCAAAUGGCCAUCUCCCGAAGCGAAGUAGAUCGCCUCCUGCCAGCAGAAGUUUGCAAGGAAAUGCACCUUCUGUGAGAAAGGAAGCUAAAAGACCUUUCUCUCCAAUAGGAUUGAAUACGCAAUCAGAUCCUAUUUACAGUACCCUAGACACUCAAAUUCCAGAAAGAGUGAUGCCAUUUUUUAAGAACACAACUUUGGAAUCUAAUCCCACCAGAAACACCAGUGCCUUAGUUUCAACCAUUGAUGUUACUGAACGGUAAAGCUUCACGACAAUAUUCGGCUGGAUAAUCCUGGCUUUUCAAUUCAAUGAUUGUGAAUUUCGACUUGAUGUGCAGAGAGAUACAAGUCAAGGAGAAACGUUUAGCCCGCUUUAAGGAAGAAUAAAGCGAAGAUAUUGAAAAUAGCUCAGAUGUUGGGGACCAAGAUGUUCCUGUUGGUGGAUACGAGCAAUCCAAACAAAGACAAAAUGUUCCCGUGAAUCAUUCGGGAGAAGACCGCACCAAUGACAAUAAUGUAUCAAACUUGGAGGGUUUGGGAACGCAAAGCCUUAUUGUUGGCGUCCAGAUAUGUGCCCUGAAUCUGAAAGAGGGAGCGAGAAAGGAAUGGGAUCUUGAUCAGUAUGAACGUUUGGAUGGGGAUAGAAAUCAAACAAAACGUUUGCUUGCAGUUAAAAAGUACACUAGGACAGCGGAGAGGGAAGCAUGUCUUAUACGUCCGAUGGCUGUCCUUCAAAAGACCAUUGAUUUACCUACUUAGCUUACUGGAUCAGACAUAUGAUGGCAACUUCCUUGGGAGGUACAACUUUCUGUGGGACAGGAUGAGAGCAAUCCGGAUGGACCUGAGAAUGCAGCACAGUUUCAAUGUGGAAGCUAUAACUAUGUUGGAGCAAAUGAUAACGCUUCAUGUAAUUUCUAUGCAUGAGCUGUGUGAAUAUAAAAAAGGAGAAGGCUUUUCAGAGGGAUUCGAUGCACACCUUAAUAUUGAACAUAUCAACAAAACAUCUGUUGAAUUAUUUAAAAUGUAUGAUGAUCAUAGGAAGAAAGGCGUUAUUGUGCAGUCAGUAAAAGAAUUCCGUGAGUAUUAUGCUCUUCUCAAACUGGACAAGCAUCCUGGAUACAAAGUGGAACCUUCAGAGCUGUCGCUAGAUCUGGCAAAGAUGACUCCCGAUAUAAGGCAAAACCCUGAAGUGCUUUUUGCUCGCAAUGUUGCAAGUCAUAAGGACUUCCCGGGGGUCGUCGUUAAGUCCCGUGCGUUUGCGAGUAGACAGACAUGGCCUGGGUCUCGGACAAUGAUUGAGCAGGAGUCGAAGAAGUCGGAGUCGUCUCGGAAAAUGAUUGAUCACUCGAAGGAGUCGGAGUCGAAGGAGUCGGAGUUGGAGUUGGAGUCGUUGAUUAGCGAUGUUGGCACUGAAGGCAAACGGCGUUGCAUGGAGUAUCUAAAGGCCCGCUAUCCUAAUGAGAAUGUCAUUAAGUCUGAAGAGAAUCUUCCUUACGACGCCCUAAUAGGCGAUCCGAAAGAUCCUAAUUCCAAGUUUUUUGAAUUCAAAUCCACAAUCAACGCUCAAUUUGACUUCAGUGUUGUCUUUGUGAUGAUGAAUUGUCUGAAGGAUAAGGAGGGCCCUGGCGAGGACUGUUACUUCCACUUUCCAAACCCAGCCCACCUCGAUGUAGCUGUAGGAUUCGUGCCUGAUGAUGAGAUGAUAAAGUGGAAAUAUGAGGAGGGUAGCAAAUCAAAUGUCACAUAUCGAUUUGGGUUUAUCUACGGAGGCUGUGAGUUCGACUUUGAUUGCAGUGUUGGUAGUUUUCCUAGUGGCGAAAGACAAACUGCAUUUCCAUCUAGUAAUUUUGCUGGGGACUUCUAUUAA
This is a messenger RNA of Linum tenue, 2257 nucleotides long. Lineage: Eukaryota; Viridiplantae; Streptophyta; Magnoliopsida; Malpighiales; Linaceae. The record is from the annotation of a GenBank genome assembly.